Molecule: messenger RNA, 519 nt
Organism: Aplosporella prunicola CBS 121167
Lineage: Eukaryota; Fungi; Ascomycota; Dothideomycetes; Botryosphaeriales; Aplosporellaceae
Exons: 2
Coding region: 1-519 (172 amino acids)
Biological process (GO): endoplasmic reticulum to Golgi vesicle-mediated transport
Cellular component (GO): nucleus; TRAPP complex; cytoplasm
Source: RefSeq, a predicted model, not a curated record
AUGUCGUACUACUUUGCGAUUGUGGGCACGCGGGACAACCCCCUCUUCGAGCAUGAGUUCGGCACCUCCAAGGCCGGCGGUGACGGCAUGGCGCGGUUCAGGGACGACGCCCGGCAUAUGAACCAGUUCAUUGUGCACAGCAGCCUGGACAUAGUGGAGGAGGUGCAGUGGGGGACGGGCCAGAUGUACCUCAAGCACAUUGACCGCUUCCACAACAAUUUCAUCUCCUGCUUCCUCACCGCCGGCAACAUCAAGUUCCUCCUCCUGACGUCCCCCCACCCGGAUCACUCGCGCAUGUCCACCGCGUCCAUGUCCUCGCUCCGCAACUCGGCCUAUCCCUCGGCUAGCACGUAUAACCCCAACGCGCCGGCGGCCGAGGAGGCCAUCAAGAACUUCUUCAUGGACGUGUACGAUAGCUGGCUCAAGACCAUCAUGAACCCGUUCUACAGCCUGAACCAGCCCGUCAAGAGCCCCGUCUUCAGGGCCAGGGUGGCCGCAGCGGCGAAGAAGUACUUGUGA